AUUACAUAAAAACACCUCUCGGCCACCUCCACCGCACCCCGCCCCGACUCCUACCCAGAUGCCGGCCACGGCCAGCGGCGGCGCGCGGCCGGAGGAGGUGUCGCCCGCACCAUCGGCGUCGGCGUCUGCGUCGAGCUGCAUGGGGACGAGGGCGGAGGAGCUGACGGCGAGGCUGGCGGCCGCGGGGCCCUCCCCGGGCGCCGGUGCCGGCGGAGAGGAGGUGGAGCACGAGCGCGUCCGCGCGCUGCGCGAGAUCAAGAACCAGAUCAUCGGAAACCGGACCAAGAAGCUGCUCUACCUCCGCCUGGGCGCCGUGCCCGCAGUCGUGGCGGCGUUGGCGGAUCCCGGAGCCUCGCCGGCGGCGCUCGUGCAGGCGGCGGCCGCGGCGGGGAGCUUCGCGUGCGGCGUCGAAGACUGCGCGCGCGCCGUGCUGGCCGCCGGCGCUGUGGGGUACCUCACUCGGCUCCUCGCUCACCCCGACGAGAAGGUUGUGGAUGCAAGUGCACGUGCUCUUAGAAUGAUAUAUCAAUCAAGAUUAGCUCCAAAGUUUGAUGUUAAUAGGGGGAAAAACAUGAAUUUUGUUCUUUCUCUUUUGGACAGUGAGAAUGAGAAUGUCACAGAGCUGGCUGCUGCUAUUAUAUCUCACUCUUGUAAGAGUAGUGCAGAACAAUUGGCACUAUGCAGUGCUGGAGUUCCACAAAAACUUGUUAGCCUUUUUGGAGGUUCUGUGAAUCUACGGGAUGCUUGUUUAGGUUCUGUCACUGUAGUCGUUCAGAAUAACCAAGAUGUUGCUUCCAGAUUUGUAACAACGGUUCAUGGAAAAUGUUUUCGUUCAGUAGUUGGGUUAAUACAUGAUCGGAAUCCAAGCACAAGACUACUUGCUUGCCGAUGCUUGAUUGCACUUGGGCAUGCUUCUCCUGGCCAUUUUCAGGACAAACAGAUUAAGACCAAGUUGAUUAUGGUUUUACUUGAGCUAAUCGAAGAACCUGGUCACAUCGGAGAUGAAGCUCCCUUGGCAUUAACCACCAUGAUUAAAGAUAGCUUCGAACUGCAGAAACAAGCUCUUGCAACGAACGCAGUUGAGAAGCUCAGCAACCAUCUGCUAGCGAAACCAUUGGAGACAAGGCAAGCAGUGGCCAUAUUGCUUGCGUUAUCUGAACUUUGCUCAAAACUUGAAGAGUCAAGAUCUCAAAUGAUGUCAGAUGAGGUAUCAACCUUACUCCUUGAUGCAUUGAAACAUGAUUGGGCUGAUAUCCGCGUUGCAGCAUGUUCGUGUCUGAAGAAUAUCUCCAGGUCACCAAAGGUACUUAGUGGAGGUCGAUUAUCCUGCGAUACAGUUAUUGGUCCUCUAGUCCAGCUUUUAAACGACUCGUGUACUUCGGUCCAGGUUGCUGCCCUUGGUGCCAUUUGCAAUAUUGCCAUUAAUUUGACACCCAGGAAAUCAGUUCUUCUUAACUCUGGGGUCGUCUCACAUCUUGUUCAUUUGUCAAAGUCCAUGGAUCCAAUUUUGAGGCUAAAAUCUGUAUGGGCUCUCAGGAAUAUUAUGUUUCUUCUUAGUCCUAAGGAUAAAGACUUCAUUGUUAAGGAGUUGACCUUAUCUACUCUUUCAAGCCUCAUAUGCGAUUCUGAACAUUUUGUUCAAGAACAAACCCUGGCACUUGUGCGCAAUCUUGUUGAUGGAUAUGUGGACUCUGCUAAUUUUGUCAUUGGUGAAGAUGGAAUAAUUAUGAAUGCUAUUGCAAGACAACUGAACAAUGCGUCUGCCCCGGGAGUAUUCGUUCAGGGUAUGUAUGUGCUUGCAAACAUUGCGGCUGGAAACGAAUUGAACAAGGAAGCUGUGAUGAAUGUUCUUCUGCCUCACAGAGCAGAUCGCAUCAAACCAUUGUUUGCGGUGAACUUUCUGCAAAGCAAGGAUAAACAAUUGCGAGUUGCCACGCUGUGGUGCCUUCUGAACUUGAUUUACCCAAAAUGUGAAGCCUCAUCUGGUAGGGCUGUCAGACUGCAAAAUGCUGGAGUGAUCCAACAAGUGAAAAACAUGAUAAACGACCACUGCUUGGAUUGCAAGCUUAGAGCACGUAUGGUGCUUCAACACUGCGUGAACAAUGCGGAUGAUUGUUUCAUGUGAGCAACCAGUAUUUCAUCUUGGCAACCAAAGUUUAUGGAACCAUAUUCAGAUCAGGAAAGAGGAAACCAGUGUGCUUCAGAUCUAAUAUAUUCCCUGAACAGUGGAACAUGAGCACCUGCAGGAAGCUUUGGCUGGUCUCUACAGGUCUUCAAGAGCACAUUUUCGCACCAUGAUAACCUGACAACCGGUAUCUGUUGUGCAUGUUGUCCAUUACCUUGUUGCGACCGUGCUGUCUGGAGAACUUGAGCUGCCUGCUCGCCCACUGAAAGGCUCUGGGCGCUAGAUCCAGAAAUCCCAUUUUUCACAGUGCCUGCCGAACCUGGUGCAUAUUUUUGCGAUGUUGACUACUUGAGUAUAUAAUUGAGGGACUGCUGUUGCUGUUGUCGGUGUUGUACAAAAAAUUAUAUUUCUGAUCCAAUAAGGCCCGUUUUUCAUGCACUAUGGGUUAUACGUUGUCCAUGAAUUCCCAUGUUUCGCUGAAAAUAAAGAAGACGCACGUUUCUAUGC
Messenger RNA from Zea mays, 2632 nucleotides. Its product is annotated as armadillo repeat-containing protein 8-like. The record is from RefSeq and is marked validated. Lineage: Eukaryota; Viridiplantae; Streptophyta; Magnoliopsida; Poales; Poaceae. Gene Ontology annotation, biological process: proteasome-mediated ubiquitin-dependent protein catabolic process. Gene Ontology annotation, molecular function: protein binding. Gene Ontology annotation, cellular component: GID complex.